This is a messenger RNA of Crotalus tigris (Tiger rattlesnake), 3086 nucleotides long. RefSeq names its product transmembrane protein 168 (gene TMEM168). The record is from RefSeq and is a predicted model, not a curated record. Lineage: Eukaryota; Metazoa; Chordata; Lepidosauria; Squamata; Viperidae. Bases 233 to 2335 code for a protein of 700 amino acids. The transcript has 5 exons.
GGCAGAGCGUUGCGCGAUUUGAACCUUCGCUCUUCCCGUACCCACCUAGAACACUCUGAAGGAAGCGCUAAAAUGGCGGCGGGAGGGGAAGUUUUGGGUGGAAGUGGCGGAUGACCUUCAGUAGUGACUGAUAAUUAUAAAUGAAACAAGGCUGUUUUGCAUCAUAUUUCUUGGAUGAAAUUCAAACAUUUAUGUUCUGUAAAGUGGGUAUAAUCCCUUCCAAUCUGCUUACAUGUGUAGAUCAUUGCGUUACUGUGUAAGCCAUUGUCUGUAUGCAGCAAUGACAAGUCUGGAAGAAGCAAAUCGCGAAGUGAACAUGCAUUCCUCUGUCCGCUACCUUGGCUAUUUGGCCAGAAUGAAUUUAUUGGCAGCAAUAUGUAUGGGUCUUUAUGUCAGGUGGGAAAAAACUGCAGAUGCACUAAUACUCAUAAUUUUUAUCCUUGGAUUAUUUGUUCUUGGAAUUGCAAGUAUACUUUAUUACUAUUUUUCAAUGGAAGCAGCAAGUUUAAGUCUCUCUAAUCUUUGGUUUGGAUUUUUACUUGGCCUUCUUUGUUUCCUGGAUAAUAAUUCUUUUAAAAAUGAUGUAAAGGAAGAAGCAACAAAAUAUUUACUUCUUUCUUCCAUAAUUAUAAGAAUAUUAUAUGCUUUGGUGCAGAGAAUAUGUGGCUGUGUUCAUCAACGGCCCAUUUUACUAACAACAGUUGAAGUACUUGAGCUGGUUGGAUUUGCAAUUGCCAGUACAACUAUGCUGGUGGAGAAAUCCAUGAGUAUUAUUCUAUUGAUUGUAGCUUUAGCAAUGCUGAUUAUUGAUUUGAGGAUGAAAUCAUUUUUGGCAAUUCCAAAUUUAGUAAUUUUUGGAGUCCUUGCCUCUUUGUUAUUUUUUCCAUCCUUGCAUAUACCAACAAAUCCAUUUCCCUUGGGAUAUUUUUUUAGUUGCCUAAUAGCUGAUCCCCUGCUUGAUGUUUACUUCAGUGGACUUUCAGUUACAGAACGUUGGAAACCUUAUUUAUAUCGUGGUCGAAUUUGCCGAAGAUUCUCAGUCAUUUUUGUUGGACUUAUUGAACUGAUUUUUUUCAUCCUCUCAGCACUUAAACUAGGUGAUUUGGAUCUCUGGUACUUUGUAAUACCAGGCUUUUCCAUUUUUGGCAUUUUCUGGAUCAUCUGUCACAUCAUUUUUCUUAUAACUCUCUGGGGAUUUCAUACAAAACUUAAUGACUGUCACAAAAUAUAUUAUACACACAGAGCAGAGAACAAUAGCCUUGACAGAGUAAUGGCAUCUAAAGGAAUGCGCCAUUUUUGUUUAAUUUCAGAGCAACUUGUCUUUUUCAGCCUUCUUGCAACAGCAGUUUUGGGUACAGUAUGUUGGCAGAAAUCCAAUGGAAUCUUCAUGAGUGUUUUUUUAAUUGUCUUAUCCCUUGAAUCUAUGGCUCAUGGAUUGUUUCAUGAACUAGGAAGUUGUUUGGGAGGCACAUGUGUUGGCUAUGCAGUUGUGAUCCCUACCAAUUUUUGCAGUCCUGAUGGCCAACCAACAUUGCUUCCACCUGAGCAUGUGCAAGAGCUAAAUUUGAGGUCAACAGGCAUGCUUAAUGCUAUCCAAAGGUUUUUUGUAUAUCAUAUGAUUGAGACCUAUGGCUGUGAUUAUUCCACAAGCGGACUUUCAUUUGACACAUUACAUUCUAAACUAAAGUCAUUUCUUGAACUUCGGACAUCAGAUGGACCUAGGCAUGAUACUUAUAUAUUAUACUAUAGUGGACAUUCUCACAGCUCUGGGGAAUGGGCACUAGCAGGUGGAGAUUCAUUACAGCUUGACACGCUUUUAGACUGGUGGAGAGACAAGAAUGGCUCCUUUUGUUCACGGCUUAUUAUAGUUUUAGACUGUGAGAAUGCUCAGCCUUGGGUUAAAGAAGUCAGAAAAGUCAGUGACUUGUAUAUCGCAGUGCAAGGAGCAGAAUUGGCUAAAGUAGUAGACAUAGAAGAAUCAGACCCUCCCCAUCUUGGUGAUUUCACCCAAGAUUGGGUUGAAUACAAUUGUAAUUCUAAUCACAAUAUCAGCUGGUUUGAAAAGGGGCGUACUGUGAAAGCUGUGUAUGGAGUGUCAAAAGGAUGGAGUGACUACACUUUACAUUUGCCAACUGAAAAUGAUGUUGCCAAGCACUGGAUGGUGUAUUUUCCCCACAUCACAUACCCAUUGGUUCAUCUUGCAAGCUGGUUCUGUGGGCUUAAUCUCUUCUGGAUUUGCAAAUUUUGUUUUAGGUGCUUAAAACGAUUAAAAAUGAGUUGGUUUCUUCCUACAGUAUUGGAUACAGGACAAGGCUUUAAACUCAUCAGAUCUUAACCUAAGAACCAGAAAUGAGAACUCUUAAAACUUGAAACAGGAUUGACUUAUAAUUUUUUAUUUCUUACAUUUUACUUUUUGAAGAUAUGUUGUUACCCAUGUAGCCAUAUUCCUUUUUGUAUUUUCUUGAGCAAAUGCAAGAUUUCAGAAAAAUAAGAAACUCCAUUUGAAAACAAAAACAGCAUAGAUGUUAAGUGAAAUUUGUAACCAAAUUGGAUUUGAAUUCCAUAAGAGCCAUUAAAUGUGACCAUAGAUUUGAGAGACAGCUUUGUGUGCUUUUUUGCAUUGCAGCUGUCUGAUACAAAUUUGUCAAAUUUCACACUUACUAAACACUGUUCUAAACAUUCCAUAGGACAAAUAUAUCUGUUUCAAUCCUAGGUCAUUGGAAGAGAGAUUAUUGAAUAGUGAUAACCUUUUGUUUUGAAGGGCUUCAAAACAUAAAGCAGCAAAGAACUAAAAUAAAUCAAGUUAUGCCAGCUAGAUAGCUGUAAUUUAAUUCAGGUUGGCACUUUAAUUCAUGUUGAAAUGAACUAAAGUGAAUGUUACAUUUUUCCAUGAAAUGUUCAUGUGCAUGUACAUAGGAGUUCUAUCCUAAGCCUAGACAAACAUACAUGGGAGUAAGUAUUACUGGAGCUUAUUCUUAGGAUUAGAAGCAUAAUGUUUUGUCUUUGAAAUGAUGCUGAAAUUAAUUUUUGAAUAUUUCAAGCCUUAAUUAACACAUCAUAAAUAAACUCAGCAAAGCUAAACUCAG